Molecule: messenger RNA, 473 nt
Organism: Entrophospora candida
Lineage: Eukaryota; Fungi; Glomeromycota; Glomeromycetes; Entrophosporales; Entrophosporaceae
Source: the annotation of a GenBank genome assembly
UCAAAAUGAAGUUAUAGAAAUAGUUUGUAGUUUAUGUGAAAAAAAAUAUGCAAAAAAAACAUCAACACGACCACUUAUGGAUCAUUUAACAAAAGAGCAUAAUGCUGUUAUUAAUUUUAUUGUUGGGUUCCAAAUGCCAUUUUCAGUUGUAGGGAAUUUUUGGUUUAGAAAAUUAUGCAAUAUUUUUGAUUCACGAUAUAUCUUACCAACACGUCAAUCUUUACAAAAUCAAAUUCAUCAAAGAUUUGAAAAUCAUCAACCAAUUUAUCUUAAUAAUAAUGAGUGGGAAGAAGUUCAAUCAAUGAUAAUUUUAUUAGACCCUAUGUAUAAAGCAACUAAAAUGCUAUCAUCUUCAUCAUACCCCACUAUUAGUGAUAUUCGGUUAACUUUCAUAGGAAUCUUUCGACACAUUGAGUUAUAUAUAGAAAAUCAAAAUCAUUCAAUUGAAAAAUGUAUGAUGGCAGAUUCUAUAU